AAUGGACUUAACCUCUUUCUGAAUGACGUUGUUUUUCUUUGCGCGCUGAUUGGCUAAUUACAACCUUUCUCUUACGGAGUCCAUCGUUUCCGUGGCAAGACCUUGAAGAAGUCUAGCCGUAGCUAAACUUUAGCCGAAUGUGGCUGUAGUUCGAUAUAGUAGGAAACACCACAUUUAAAACAGCCAUGCUGCCAAGGCUAAAAUCUGCUGCCAUUUUGGCUGACUUGGGCUGCCAUGUACAGAAACUGUCUAUCCGCUGUAGCCGUGGCUUCAAAAAUGCUCCGAGAAAUUUCUGCCAGAAAGUUGAGGAGAAAGUUGUUGCAGGCACGCCAUACAAUAAAAUUUCUGUUGGUGUGCCAAAAGAAAUGUUCCCAAAUGAAAGAAGAGUUGCCAUUUCCCCUACCGCAGUACAGUUGCUUACAAAAAAAGGAUUUAAUGUAAAUAUAGAAGAAGGUGCAGGAGUAGAAUCAAAAUUUACAAAUGAAGAAUUUGCUGCUUCUGGGGCAAACAUUAAAAAACGAGAGGACACUUACAAAUCUGAUAUAGUAUUAAAAGUUAGACCUCCUUUAGAAUCUGAAGUUCCUCUAUUGAAAGAGAAUGGUAUUCUUAUUAGUUUAUUAUACCCACAACAAAAUGCAGACCUAGUGAAAAAGAUCAGUGACAGAAAGGUGACAUCAUUUGCAAUGGACAAAGUGCCAAGAAUAUCAAGGGCUCAAGUUUUUGAUGUAUUGUCUUCAAUGGCAAAUAUAUCUGGAUACAAAGCUGUUAUAGAGGCAGCAAAUAACUAUGGCAGAUUUUUUAGUGGUCAGAUAACAGCUGCUGGUAAAGUUCCUCCUGCUAAGAUUUUCAUCAUUGGUGGUGGUGUAGCUGGUUUAGCAGCUGCCGGAGCUGCCAAGAAUCUUGGUGCAAUCACCAGAUUAUAUGAUGUCAGACCUGCAGUGAAAGAACAAGCAGAAUCCCUCGGAGCUGAGUAUCUUGAAGUCUCAGUCAAGGAAUCUGGUGCUGCAGCUGGUGGUUAUGCCAAAGACAUUAAAGAGAUGUCCUCAGACUUCCAGGAUGCUGUUAAAAACUUGUAUGCCAAACAAUGCAAGGAGGUGGAUGUCAUCAUUACAACAGCUCUUAUACCUGGCAAGAAAGCACCAAUACUCAUUACCAAGGAAAUGAUAGAGACAAUGAAACCUGGUUCUGUUGUGGUAGAUUUAGCUGCGGAGGCAGGUGGAAAUAUUGAGACAACAAAACCAGGAGAAUUAUACAAAUACCAUGAUGUUACACAUAUAGGAUAUACAGAUUUGCCUAGUCGAUUACCUACACAAUCUAGUACAUUGUAUGGGAACAACAUUACCAAACUUCUGCUCUCAAUGGGUGAGAAGGACCACUUUAAUGUAAACCUUGAAGAUGAGGUUGUUCGAGGCUGUAUAGUCACACAAAAUGGUGAGAUACUUCCACCAGCUCCACCCCCGCAGCUUGAUGCUGCCGUAGAAGCUAAACCAAAAGCUGUAGGAAUUCCUCCACCCCCUCCAGUUGAUCCUAAAACCAGAACUUUUAAUACAGCUUUGAGAUACACAGGUGGUCUAGGAACAAUGUUAGCCCUCGGGGCUGUAUCACCUAACCCAGCAUUUACUACCAUGGUCACAACAUUUGGACUUGCUGGAAUCACAGGUUAUUAUACUGUGUGGAAUGUCACCCCAGCACUUCACUCACCACUUAUGUCAGUGACAAAUGCCAUCUCUGGUAUCACAGCUGUAGGAGGCAUGUUACUGAUGAGUAAAGGUUACACACCAACAAACACUAUAGAAUCUCUGGCUGCCGUAGCUUGCUUCAUCUCUAGUAUUAAUAUAGGUGGUGGCUUUACUGUCACUCAGAGAAUGUUGGACAUGUUUAGAAGACCAGAUGAUCCGCCGGAGUACAACUAUUUCUAUGCCCUGCCUGGUCUUGCUACACUGGGAGGGUAUGGUGCACUAGCAACAUCUGGUUCAUACCCUGACAUUCAUCAGAUGACUUACUUUGCUGCAUCUCUAUGCUGUGUUGGUGCCCUAACAGGUCUUUCUUCACAGACAACAUGUCGCUUGGGAAAUGCCCUUGGUAUGAUUGGUGUGUCAUCUGGUAUUGCAGCUACAGUUGGGCUCCUUGCACCAACACCAGAAUCUUUCGCACAGAUGGCAGCUUGUAUUGGCACAGGAGGUAUAAUUGGUGUUAUUGGUGGUAAGAAGGUAGAAGUGACUGAUCUACCUCAGAUGGUGGCAUUGUUUCACAGUCUUGUAGGCGCUGCAGCUGUUGUCACUUGUAUUGCAAACUUUAUGCAUGAGAACCCACAUUUUGCCACUGACCCGGCUGCUAAUGUUAUGAAGACAGCUCUGUUUUUGGGUACUUACAUUGGUGGUGUCACCUUCACUGGAUCUCUUGUUGCUUUUGGCAAGCUUCAAGGAACAUUGAAAUCAAACCCACUCUUGUUGCCUGGAAGACAUGCAAUGAAUGCAGCAAUGUUGGCAACUAAUAUUGGAGCAUAUGGAUAUUUCAUGAUGGAUAAUGCAUAUGCUAGUGGUCUAGCUAUGCUUGGAACAACUACCACAUUGUCCAGCAUUAUGGGAGUAACACUAACAAUGGCUAUUGGGGGUGCUGACAUGCCAGUAGUUAUCACUGUAUUGAACAGUUACUCAGGAUGGGCACUAUGUGCAGAAGGUUUCAUGUUGAACAAUAAUCUAAUGACAAUUGUUGGAGCAAUGAUUGGAUCUUCUGGAGCCAUUCUGUCAUACAUUAUGUGCAAGGCCAUGAACAGAUCUCUAACCAAUGUCAUCUUGGGUGGUGCCAACAUCGGAACAAAGUCACAUGCUGGAGGUAAACCCAUGGAGAUAACUGGUACCCACACAGAAUGUGAUGUUCCUAUCUGUACAGAAUACAUAGCAAAUGCUAAAAACAUCAUCAUUGUGCCAGGAUAUGGUCUCUGUGUUGCCAAGGCACAGUAUCCUAUUGCUGAAAUGGUAGACUUCUUAAGGAAGAAAGGAAAGAAUGUGCGAUUUGGAAUUCACCCUGUAGCUGGACGUAUGCCUGGUCAACUGAAUGUGUUAUUGGCUGAAGCUGGUGUACCAUAUGAUGUUGUACAGGAAAUGGAUGAACUAAAUGAUGACUUCCCAGAGACUGACCUUGUACUGGUUAUUGGAGCAAAUGACACUGUAAACUCUGCUGCUGAAGAAGAUCCUAACUCUAUCAUUGCUGGUAUGCCUGUCCUCCGAGUAUGGCUGUCUAAACAGGUUGUAGUCAUGAAGAGGUCAUUGGGUGUGGGUUAUGCUGCCGUUGACAACCCUAUCUUCUUCAAAGAGAACACAAACAUGUUGCUAGGAGAUGCCAAGAAGACAUGUGACGCCCUCUAUGCUAACGUGAGACAACACUAUGGAGAGGAAUAGAUAAAUAACAAAGUGUCUAAUGUAAACAUACAUACAGAAUUUAUGUUAUUGUGAUGUUUUGCAACAAAUAGAUUGAAUAAGAAAAACACACAUUUUGUAAUAUACUUAUUCAACAGUGUUUAAAGCUGAAAAUACGGGGUUAAAUUGCAUUUAUAUGCCAGUAAAAACGAUGGAAGCGUUACUCUAUGAAUUGACAUUGUGAUUUUUUGUGAACAAAUAAUAAUGUGCUAUUUCUGUUGAAUUGAGAAGACAUAUUUUUUUAUAAAGUAUUUUCUCAGCAUUUGAAUUUGUUAUUUUUGUCAGGCUAGAAGUGCUUUUUUAAUAUGAUAGAAUUAUUGAAAUUUUUAUAUAGAAAAACAUAGCUUAAGUAAGAGGCAGUGCCUCUAUAAGAUUUUGGUAGAUAUAGAUUUGCAGAAUUAUAUUUUAGCUUUUGUACUAAUAAUAUCCGAGAACUGGCAUAUUUUUACAACUCGCAUUGAAACCUUAAAUCCCAACAUUGAAUAACACCUGUCCUUCCAUAACAACCCAUUAUGAGGGUAUUGUCAAAUUUAAGAAGUUAUGUAUCUUCCAUGUCAGUUAUAUUUAUUUCUCACUUUUCCUCUAAAAUCGGGCAGAAUAGGAGGAAAGUUAAUUUACAUCUUAUUUAACAAUGAAUGCUUUUUUAUUGAAAAGAUAUAAUUCUUGUUUUGAGCUCCCUAUUUAAAAAACAAAGAGCUUGAUUUCUAUAUGCAUUCCUCUUUUUAUUAAAGAAUAAUUAUGUGAAAAUAAGGUUAAUUUGAUAUCACCUCUAUAAUAAACACUGUGUUAUAUUGUUAUGUUUUGCUGUGUGCUACAUUAUAUUAUGGAUUUGGUAAAUAGACCAUGAUUCAAAAGAAACUGGAAUAAAUACUGGUUAAAAACUUG
This is a messenger RNA of Ruditapes philippinarum (Manila clam), 4304 nucleotides long. Its product is annotated as NAD(P) transhydrogenase, mitochondrial-like. The transcript has 16 exons. Lineage: Eukaryota; Metazoa; Mollusca; Bivalvia; Venerida; Veneridae. Gene Ontology annotation, molecular function: NADP binding; NAD binding. Gene Ontology annotation, biological process: NADPH regeneration; proton transmembrane transport. Gene Ontology annotation, cellular component: mitochondrial inner membrane. The record is from RefSeq and is a predicted model, not a curated record. Bases 186 to 3401 code for a protein of 1071 amino acids.